AUGUGCGCCGUAGAUUCUAUUUCUGCUGAUAAUCUAGGUAUAAGAUACAGUAAUGAAUUGGUGUUUAAAGGUGGGACUGAUAAAUCUGCUUUUGUCACUCUUUUGCCAAAAGAAGACAGGACUUUGUCUGUAUCGUCUAUUGCCUCUAUUUGCAAAGGAGACUUCUUAGGCAUAUUUGCUGGUACAGUUUGUUUCUCUGAGGAUCUCAGUAUAACCUAUAGUAUUCCUGGACCUUCUGGGAGACUUGAGCUUAAUUAUUCUCAAGUUACAGGGGUAUCUGAACCUGGUGGUAAAGUAAAUGUGUGCCUUCAUUGGGAUAUUUUCUGUGCUAUCAAACAAAUUAUGCUAUUUGAGCCUCUAAGUCGUAUGGCUGCUCAGCACGAGCAAUAUGAAAUAUACUUGUCGUCUGGAAAUGCCGAAAGAGGCUUUCUCGAAAUUGCCAUCAGCCAGUGA
Penicillium cosmopolitanum is the source of this 453-nucleotide messenger RNA. RefSeq lists its product as uncharacterized. The coding region runs from base 1 to 453 and encodes 150 amino acids. The record is from RefSeq and is a predicted model, not a curated record. Lineage: Eukaryota; Fungi; Ascomycota; Eurotiomycetes; Eurotiales; Aspergillaceae. The transcript is spliced from 3 exons.